Molecule: messenger RNA, 993 nt
Organism: Suillus fuscotomentosus
Lineage: Eukaryota; Fungi; Basidiomycota; Agaricomycetes; Boletales; Suillaceae
Product: PUA-like domain-containing protein
Exons: 9
Coding region: 258-962 (234 amino acids)
Biological process (GO): negative regulation of gene expression via chromosomal CpG island methylation; protein ubiquitination
Molecular function (GO): ubiquitin protein ligase activity
Source: RefSeq, a predicted model, not a curated record
GGACAAUCUAAGUAUGCAACCUCGUCUCGCAGGAACAGAUGCAAAUCAAUUAUCGACGCAUCAUUAUUCGUUGGUGGAGUCGAACCUUGGCCUGGUCAGAUGAUUAUGGGUUUCGAACUCCGACAGAGCAGCAGUCUAUGUAUAAGAAGUCUCAUUGUUGGCCUCGUGUGCUUAUCUCCAUCAUCUUGACCGUCGCUGACGACAGAAUACUCAAGGACUCAGAGGCAAAGACAUCAAACAGUGUUUAGGACCAGAAGAUGAAAGAAGAAACACCCAGAAAAAGGCACAGGAAGGUCAGGGUACCAAGUGAGAGGCACCACUUUGGGGAAUAUCCCGGAGCACCUUUCGGGACAACAUGGACUGAUCGCACGGAAUGUUUUCAUGCUGGUGUGCAUCGCCAAUUGGAGCCUGGUAUACAUGGCAAAAAGCGAGCGGGUGCCUUCUCGAUUGUCGUCUCGGGUCAAUACAAAGAUGACAAGGAUGAGGGGGACACAAUCUUAUAUACAGGUUCAGGAGGUUGCAAGCGCAGUGAUGGCACGCGCGAGCAGACCUGUGAUCAGACAUGGUCAGACACUGGAAAUAAAGCACUUUAUAGAUCCUCCAUAACAGGCAAACCCGUGCGCGUUAUUCGGGGCUACGAGCUCGAAUCUGAAUUUGCGCCCUGGGAAGGCUUUCGGUAUGAUGGCUUAUACGUCUGUAAAGAUGCAUGGCAAGAAAAGAACAGAGACGGUCAUUAUGUCAUCUGUCGUUACCGAAUGGAGAGAGUUCCAGGCCAACCACCCUUACGCCGUCGUUCAACGGUUGUCGGCCUUUACAAGCCAAUACCAGGCUUCGAAGAUGUGCAGCCGCUAGCGCCAGGGCCAGCUCCAGUAAAUGGACGCCAAAGAUUCAGGGAUCGGUUGAAGGCCUUGUUGGAUAAUGAUCAACGAAUUCAUGGCCCCUGUAAAGAGCUCCGUCGUUGAGCUCGCUUGCGAACAUGGUAUACGUGAGGCC